Parasteatoda tepidariorum (common house spider) is the source of this 1523-nucleotide messenger RNA. RefSeq names its product elongation factor 1-gamma (gene eEF1gamma). Gene Ontology annotation, cellular component: nucleus; cytoplasm. Lineage: Eukaryota; Metazoa; Arthropoda; Arachnida; Araneae; Theridiidae. Gene Ontology annotation, molecular function: translation elongation factor activity. Gene Ontology annotation, biological process: translational elongation. The record is from RefSeq and is a predicted model, not a curated record.
UCUUUAGUAGGUUAUUAAUUAAAAAUAAAUAAAUAAAUAUAUUUCUUGAUUUUUUUUUCUUAAUGGCAACUGUUGUUUUAAACAACCUCCCCUCUCCACCUACCCUUUCCCGGUCUCUUUCGCUUCCAGUUUCGCUGUUUGACGUUUAGCAAUGGCAUCUAUUCUGUAUACGUAUCCAAACAACUUCCGUGCACAGAAAAUUCUUAUCGCUGCACAAUACAGUGGCUGUGCUGUAAAUGUGUGUGAAGACUUUCUUUUCGGAGAAACUAACAAGUCCGCCGAAUUUUUAAAGAAAUUUCCCAAUGGAAAGGUUCCUGCCUUAGAGACUCCAAAUAAACAAUAUUUAUCAGAAAGUAAUGCCAUUGCACAUUAUGUGAGUAAUGAUCAACUCAAAGGAAAGAAUGUUCUUGAUCAAGCUCUUAUCAGAAUGUGGAUUGAUUUUGGGGACCAUGAAAUCUUGCCUUCUGCAUGUACCUGGGUUUUCCCAUGUUUAGGAAUAAUGCAGUUUAACAAACAGACAACAGAUAAAGCUAAGGAAGAUAUUAAAAGAGCUCUUAAAAUUCUAAAUGAUCAUCUAUUGCAUCAUACUUACUUGGUUGGGGAGUCAAUCACUCAAGCAGAUAUCAGUCUCACCUGUAAUUUGCUGUCCUUGUACCAGCUAGUCCUUGAACCUUCUUUCAGACAACCUUAUGGAAAUGUCACUAGGUGGUUUAGAACAUGCAUUAACCAGCCUGAAUUUAAGAAGAUAUUGGGAGAAGUAGUUCUAUGUGAAAAAAUGGCUCAGUUUGAUGCAAAGAAAUUUGCUGAAGUUCAAAAAGAAUUAGGUCAUGGUAAACAAGCUCCUAAGGAAGAAAAGCCUAAAGAAGAAAAAAAGAAAAAAGAACAGAAACCUAAGAAAGAAGAAACAGUUGCUGAAGAACCAGAUGAAACAGAAAUGGCUUUAGCUCUUGAGCCAAAAUCUAAAGAUCCCUUUGAACAGUUCCCUAAAGGAACUUUCAAUAUGGAUGAGUUCAAACGAGUGUACAGUAAUGAAGCUGAAAGUGUGUCUGUAAAAUAUUUCUGGGAUAAGUUUGAUGCUGAGAACUUUUCAAUUUGGUAUGCUGAAUAUUUGUAUCCUCAAGAACUGAGCUUGGUGUUCAUGAGCUGCAAUCUAAUUUCUGGUAUGUUCCAACGAUUAGAUAAAAUGAGGAAGAAUGCCUUUGGUAGUGUUAUUCUUUUUGGAGAAGACCACAAGAGCACUAUUUCUGGUAUCUGGGUUUGGCGAGGACAUGAACUUGCGUUCAAACUUUCUGAUGAUUGGCAAAUAGAUUAUGAAUCUUACAGCUGGAAGAAAUUGGAUCCAUCUCUUCCAGAAACUAAAAAAAUGGUUACUGAAUAUCUUCAAUGGUCUGGUGACUUUGGUGGAAAGAAAUUUAAUCAAGGAAAAAUAUUUAAAUAAAUAAAUGAUAAAAAUUUAGAAAAAAAUUACUAAAGCAUUCUAUGAAUGGAAAAAAAAUCUAAUAAAAUGGACUUGUACUUUCUUA